AUGUCGUCCCGGGGACUCGUACGCCGGCUUGGGGGGCCUGUAGCGCGCGGACGGGCGUCUGGUGUUCGCGCUCCGCCAGCCCGGGCGCUCCCCGUUCCCUCGCUGGACCUGCACGCCGCCGCAAGCGCCGCACAGCACGUGCUAGAACACGUUGAGCGCAUCGCUCCCGGCAACACGGCGCUUCCCGACGUGCAGCCGGCACUGGCCGCGCUUCACGUCCAGUCCUACUGCUUCGACGACGUCGUGUGCCAGGAGCGGGCGGACCGCGGCUUCCUCAUCAGCACGAUCCUCCUUACGGCGGUUGGAGUUUUGGGGAGCGCGGCGCUGUUGGGGUUCAUCCGCUUCCCUGGCAUCGACGGCGAGAGCAGCGGCAAGAAGAAAGGCGAGGUGUUCAGCGACGAAAGAACAGGAGUGCGCUUCCAGUCUGGAGAAGCUGGUGUCUUGCCAGAGCGCGACACCAAGGGCGAGCUCGCGUUCCGAGCGCGGUCCUACACCCCCUGGCCUAUCGAGGCGGGCGCGCCGGGGGAGCGCAUCAGGAUCGAUGUCGGCCCCGUCGACAAGAAGCGCGCAACCACCUUCGUGUUCGAGCGCACCGUCGGCGCGGACUCGGCCCUGGUGCAAGUCACGCUCCCGCGGCCCAUGGGCGUGGUGUUCGAGGAGGACCGGUCGCGCAGCCGCGUGGUGGUGGCCGAGGUGGUGCCCGGGACCAACGCCGACCGCGCACUGAAGAGGGCGCGCCUCAACUCGGGCGUGGUCCGCGCCCCGAUGCCGGGCGACGUGCUGCGCGCCUUCACGUGCACGACCACAGUGUACACGGGCAUGGGCACGCUCGGGUUCGGAGCGAAGCCGCCGACGCGGACGGUGGUGCUCUACGGCGCUGACGGGGAGCGCUGGCCGGCGGUGUCGGCGGCUCUGCAGAAGGGCGUGGUGGCCGACGGGGACGUGACGCUGAUCCUGGAGCGCGGGCAGGGCGUGGUGCCGCGCGCUCCACCGGCGGCCAGCGAGGCCGGCGGCGCAGAGAGCUCCUAG
Pedinophyceae sp. YPF-701 is the source of this 1029-nucleotide messenger RNA. NCBI's taxonomy places the organism in Eukaryota, Viridiplantae, Chlorophyta, Pedinophyceae. The record is from the annotation of a GenBank genome assembly.